Messenger RNA from Vicia faba (fava bean), 819 nucleotides. NCBI's taxonomy places the organism in Eukaryota, Viridiplantae, Streptophyta, Magnoliopsida, Fabales, Fabaceae. The record is from the annotation of a GenBank genome assembly.
AUGUUUCAUGCUAUUUUUCUUGUCCUUUCCAGACUUUAUGAUUUGAUAGUUGAGUGCAGGCGGGUAUUAAAGUGGACAUAUGCAUAUGGAUUCUAUUUAGCGGAGCAUGAGCAUGCGAAAAAGCAGUUCUUUGAGUACUUGCAAGGUGAGGCUGAAUCAGGUUUAGAGAGACUUCAUCAAUGUGCCGAAAAGGAACUCCAAGUAUUCCUCAAUGGUGAUGGCCCAUCUAAAGAUUUCAAUGAUUUUCGCACAAAGCUAGCUGGAUUGACCAGUGUGACUAGAAACUACUUUGAGAAUUUGGUUAGGGAAUUAGAGAAUGGUUUAUGCGAUGUGGAUAGCAAUGGAGCUGCUUCCAGUAAAGCAACGGGUUCAAAAAAUGCUGCAGGGAGCAGCAAGGGAAGAGGCGGAAGAGGAAAGGGGACGGUUCGAGCUAGCAUGUCCAGCAGAAUUACUGAUGAUAAUCAUUGGUCUUGUGAGCAAUGUACCUAUGCGAAUGUCAGAUCUGCCACUGCAUGCCAUAUGUGUAUCCGCGUCUUCACUCGUGAAGGAAAUGAUCUGGUAGCCACUCAGAAGAUCUCUCUUGCAGAAGCAUUAUCCGGCUGCACAGUGAAUCUCACGACACUUGAUGGUAGAAACUUGACUAUAAUCGUCAACAAUGUCGUUCAUCCUGAGUAUGAGGAAGUUGUUCCAAGAGAAGGAAUGCCACUGCCAAAGGAUCCAACAAAGAAGGGAAACUUGAGGAUAAAGUUCAACAUCAAAUUCCCACCUCGGCUCAAUGCAGAUCAGAAAUCGGGAUUGAAGAAAGUCUUGGCUGCAUAA